Molecule: messenger RNA, 723 nt
Organism: Saccoglossus kowalevskii
Lineage: Eukaryota; Metazoa; Hemichordata; Enteropneusta; Harrimaniidae
Source: RefSeq, a predicted model, not a curated record
AUGAAUUCAUGUGACAGCGAUACACGAAGACUGAACCAAGUGCAGCGAGACGAAAUGUUGCGAAUGGAAUCCCUUAGGCGACCUCUCAAUUUACAACAGGGGAAACGUGGUAACCUCGUCAUCUGUGCUACGUGUUUUUUAAUGGUACUAGUCUUCGCAAUAUUUGCCGUACUAACAGUCUCCUUUCCGAUCAUCGGGUGGAUGUUGGCGUUUCCUCUCAUCUUCGUCUUUCUCGUAAUUGUGCGACAUAUAUCCGGCUGUAUAGUAGGGAGAAGGUUCGAUCGAUUGGAGGCUGAUGCCAGGGCUAGCAGGGAAGCUAGAAAUAGCUCAGUGAACAGAGAGACAAAUGACGACGGUAGUUUGCCCGCAGUUCCUGAUAUGCCACCCUCUUACGAUGUGGCGUGCCCAGACUCGAGUCAAAUGGGCAACGUAUCGUCUCCAGUUUACGCCAUCAGCGGCGGUAGCAUAUCUGACUCAGGAAAUCAUGACCAAGACUUGAUGUACUACGUGAAUGAAUCUUACGAACAGGACGGAGACGAACCUCCACCGCCCUCUUACGAGGAAGCGUUGAGACUGAAAGAACUAGAGGAAAGUAACAACACGCCGACAUAACAAUCACCUGUCAAAUGAGAACGAACUACGUGUUUCUUUGUACUGAUUUGUUUUGCUACGAUUGAGCGAGUGUGAUAAAUACUAGGACAUGAUGUUGGUGACGAUUAACAA